AAAUGUUCGUGACCGUCCAGGUGGAGCAGCACUUGCUGGUGCUGUCAGCUCGUCAGACUGAGCACAGUUAGCUUGAUGGCUAACAAACACAAACAACCCUGUUCAGGGAGCUCCGUGGCCGCUCUACUCUGUGUGCCAUUUUAAGGGCGUUGCUCCUCUAACACUCGCCAAACUAGGACGUGAACUACUCCGCACAGUGGUGUUUUCUGUCAACGGCUUACGGCGAAAGGACGGCGCGAGGACUACAAUUGGAGCUAACUUUGGUUAGCUAGCUAAUGUUAGCUUGCCAACGCAAUGGCCUACAGGUGUAUCCCAGAUGAUGUAAGGCACCCUUGCUUGUAGAGAUCAAGAUGACUGAAGUCCAGGCCACAGUGGAGUUCUCUGUGGAGCUCCACAAGUUCUACAACGUGGACCUGUUCCAAAGAGGGUUCUACCAGAUUCGUGCCGGUCUUAAGGUGCCACCCAGGGUUCCACACAAGGUUGAGACCAGUCUGCUUCACCCGGGAGUUAAUUCUGGUGGUGUUUGUCUAGGCUCUGAUCUGGCAUUUCCCGCUUUAGUCCAAGAUGAUGUCAUCUGCAGCAAAACUUUUCAAAUUCUGUACAAGAAUGAAGAGAUUGUGGUCAAUGACGUCCUCCUCUUCAAAGUGAUGAUGCUGCUGGAUGAGAAAAAGGUGGAAGAGUCCCUCAAUGACAUUGAUUUCCAACUCUUCUUGGAUUUAUAUUUCACAGAUGGUGAUUACACGCCAGAUGAUCCAAGCUCUCUACAGAAUAUCAGUGGCCGCACACUUCGUUUGCACUUUAGCCUUCAGCGAGGCAUCCACCAACACGUCAAUGUCAUGUUUGACUACUUCCACCUGUCUGUCAUGUCUGUAGCCAUCCAUGCCUCCCUAGUGGCUCUACAUCAGCCCCUUAUCAGUUUGCCUCGACCAGUGAAAACCACAUGGCUUAACCGCAACGCUCCACCGCAGAGCAAAGACUCGGUCAUCCCACCUCUGGAAAAUGUGGUGUUUGGUGGCAGUUACGUCAAGCAAGUAUCACCAGAUGGCAGGACAUUCCUGGUGUCUGACCCCUGUCUGCAGCAUGCCUUCAGUCUGCACCAUAACCUCUGCUCCAAUCUCCUACUGGCCUACCAGGGCCUCUUUGACUACUUCACCUCUAUUACCAGGGACCUGCCCUCCUCCCAUCGUAUGGAACUAGCAAAGUCCAGCAUGCAAGUCCUAUAUGAGCGAGUACUCAGAAGACCCUAUCCCCGAAGUCAAAGGCACGUCUACAUAGAACAACUCGACUUAGAGGCCCGUCUAGCUGAGUUAUGUGAACAUGUCAAGCAGAAAGCUGAGUCCCCUGACGAGCUGGCAGAACUGGUAAAUAUGAACCUGGCACAGCUCUGCUCUCUGCUCAUGGCUCUCUGGGGACAGUUCCUAGAGGUAGUUUCCCUGCAGGAGCAUGUUGCUGCCCUACUAGCUAUGGAGCACCAUACACUGAGAGUAAGGCGGUUUGCUGAGGCUUUCUUUUGUCUCGAACAUCCAAGACAAUCUGCAUUAGCAUAUCAGGAACUACAUGCUCACAGUCACCAGCAGAUGACUAAUGCCAUCAAAAGCUCCAGCUACUUCUUGUCUUUGCCUCCACUUCCAGUGGCAUGUGCAGACCUAGAUGGUGAUGUUAGCUCCCUGCCAAUCAUCUUUGAGGAUAGAUACCUGAAUUCUAUCACUGAAGAUCGUGAUGGGCCCUGGCUUGGCAUGCACAACACAAGGACUGGCUCGGUGUCCAGCAAAACAGACAAGCCCAACUCCAAGGAGAGCAGUGCAGCAGCUAGCCCCAUACCUGAGUCUCAGUGUGCCCCUAUGGAUAACACCUGGCCAGACAGCUAUGAUCCACCACCCAAGUCCAAAGGAAAGUCGGUCAAACUGAAGAAAAAUUCAAAGACUGAGAACUCAAAGAAGCUGAUUAGACAGGGCUCUAAGGACUCUGUGGUGUUGGUGGGCUAUAAGAACCUCAAAGCUCCAUAUGGUGACACAAAGCACAAGGAAGGAGAAGCUCCCCUCAACCAAGAAGAGGAUCGAGAUGCAUUACAGAGGGACUCAAGUAGUUCUUUAAGGACUUAUGCAAAUUCAGUUUUUGACUCUGGUGCCACUUCAGCACACUGUGGAAACAGUGCUGUUGAUUCUGUUGCAGAUGACGAUAUUAGUACUGCUGCUUGUCCAAAAGGUUGCUUCAAAAAGCCUACGAACACUGACGUACAGAAUAAUCCUCAGGCUGGUACUGGGGUUAUUGCUACAGGCAACCAACCACUUUGCAAAGAUGAGCAAGUUGACCACGGUGGCCAAAAGCUGCCACAGUGGUCCGCUGGGCUGAAGCAAAUUGAGGUGAAACCAAGUACAAAGGGCCCAUACCAAGGGGACAAAGUAACUGUUCUGCUACCAUGUCGGACUGAUGGAACUGUAAGCGGUAAUAUUCCUGAGAUCACCCAGAUAGACGACUGUGACUCAAAGCAGUCUGUAGUGGACUCAGUUUUUGAAAGGCCUAGUAAAGAAGCAGCACAGCAUAGUCUGGUCUCAGUACAGGUGAGGAGUGAUUGUAUCAGGCUGUCAGAUGGAGAAGUCCCUAGUGCCUCAUCUAGACUCUCAGACUCAGGCAUCGAAAGUGAGCCUAGCUCCUUUGCCACUCAGCAAGUUCCAGGACUUCAGACUUCUGCAGGAUUAGGCAUCCCUGAAACAGGCAUAGCUGCCCCCCAGCCUGAGAGGCCUCUCCUUAGUCCUGCACCACGGCCAGUUCAGCAAAGCUCUGUGCAAAAGCCCAGUGGGGCAGCAGAAAUUCUUUACCCAGAAAAUGCCAGUGCUGUCAGAGGAGUUCAGUCCUCUCUCACUUCCAUCAACUCCUUGCCCUCAGAUGAGGAGGGUGAAGGUUCCUCACGGGGCUCCAGUGGAGCUGAAGUCCGAGGCAGGAAGUCCAGUGUUUUGGUGCAGGAGCAGAGUGUAGUGUUCUCUGGGGAUAUCACUAACAUACCUGCCAUUGACACAAGAUGCACCCUUAAGAUUACUGCAGGUGAUUCCCAUCUUAUAAAACCUUCCUUUGACUUGGAAACAGAUGCCAAAUUAAUUACUAUUUCUGAUCUUGGACUAGAAGGAGCAGCUGGUUCUGGGGCUGUUAAAGAAUCCCAUAGUGACACCCAUACCACCUGCCCUUCCAGUAACUCUGCCACCAGUAGCACUGACCUGGUAAAACGUGGAAUGGUAGAGAACUACUUUGGCUCGUGCUCUAGCACAGAUGUGUCUGAGAUCAGUCCUGUGGAAACAUCUGCUAUAACACUGGGAAUCCAGGCAGGACCACAGGAGGAGGGAAUCCAGGCAGGACCACAGGAGGAGGACGAGGACGAGACCGAACAUGAGAUGAUCGAGAAUGGUUACUAUGAGGAAGGUGAUGGCUAUGCUUUUGUCAACGGUGUUGCUGAUGAGGCGCAAAGUGGGGAUGGGGAUGCAGCCGCUUCAGAGACGAGUCUUCUGUUUGAACAGCUUGGCAUCGGCUACCCCCAUGAAACAAAGGAUUUAUCAAAUGCUCCCAUCUGCUCCAACCUCGCCUCCAGCAGUGCUGGGUACAGCUUGGGCAGACCUCCCUGUCCCUCCACCUCCUUUUCAUGUAGCCUGCGGUGGUAUGAAUGUGCAUCCACACCACAGAUCAAAGCGUUCAUUAAGGCAAAGGAAGAAAUGAAACAUCUAAAGCUGCCUGGCUUCUUGUAUAGUGAAGUAUCUGAGCUGGCAUCCACUGUGCCCUACUUCAGCUUGGAGGAAGAUGAAACUUGUGAAGAAGGCAUCCAUCUCAUAGUCUGCGUCCACGGCCUGGACGGGAACAGUGCAGACCUGAGACUAGUGAAGACUUACCUGGAGCUUGGACUGCCUGGUGCUCGUAUAGACUUCCUAAUGUCAGAGAGGAACCAGAAUGACACUUUUGCUGACUUUGAGUCAAUGACAGACCGACUGCUGGAUGAAAUAGUCCAGUACAUUCAGAUAUACAACCUCACAGUGUCAAAGAUAAGCUUUGUGGGUCAUUCCUUGGGGAACCUCAUUGUUCGCUCAGUGCUAACUAGGCCCAGGUUUAAAUGUUACCUGAGCAGGCUGCACACCUUCCUCUCCCUCUCUGGACCUCACCUGGGCACAUUGUACAACAGCUCUGCUCUGGUCAACACAGGCCUUUGGUUCAUGCAGAAGUGGAAAAAGUCUGGGUCACUCCUUCAGCUGACUUGCCGUGAUAACUCUGAUCCUCGCCAAACUUUCCUCUACAAGCUCAGCAAGAAAUCUGGUCUGCAGUUUUUCAAGAACGUGUUACUUGUCGGGUCACUGCAGGACCGUUAUGUGCCCUAUCAUUCUGCCCGAAUAGAAAUGUGCAAAACUGCAUUAAAGGACAAACAAACAGGUUCUGUGUAUGCUGAGAUGAUUGAGAACCUGCUGCUGCCAGUACUUCAGAGCCAAGACUGUAAUCUAGUGCGAUAUGAUGUCAUUCAUGCCCUGCCCAACACAGCCAACUCCCUUAUUGGUCGAGCUGCCCACAUUGCCGUCCUCGAUUCUGAGAUCUUCCUGGAGAAGUUCUUCCUUGUUGCAGGCCUCAAGUUCUUUCAGUAGAACUGUGGCAGAAUCAAACGGUGUUGGACAAGAGGAAUGUGGAGCUAAUACCUCACUGCAUCUAAACCGUAUUCUGAUUAUCAUAUCUGGAUUUUCUCUUGGUUUUCAAAUGCAUAUAAUCACUUUUCAAAGACAUGAGCAAAAUCACAAUUUUCAUUUAAUGUUGUUUAUGUUGGAAUCACAGUGGAUAUGGACAUUUUUAUUUUUCUACUGCCAUCUUUUAAACAUUGUUGUGUUUGGGAAACUACUCCCAUCAUAUGCUACAUUUUUUAGUGGUGUUCAUGUGUUAUGUUAAUAAUUUUGUAUUAGUUGUUCAAUUAAUAUUAGAUGUAGAACUGGAAAUGUAGCUGCUACAAAAAUGAAAUGGCUAUUUUGGUGAGCUGGCCCAAGUCGCGUCUGCCCAUACUGUCCUCACCAUUGCAAAUGUUUCCCACCAAUUUUAAGAGACAUUGCAUUGAUUUGCACCACAUUUACAUUUUACAAGCUUUUGUACUGAAAAUGAUCAUUUGUACAAGUUACUUUUUUAUCAACAAUUUUCCAUCAUUUUUAAUGGCAAAGAUUGCAUUGAAAUAGGAUGAAAUAGGAUUGUUGCUCAGACUUCACAGCCUUUGCUUUGGUCUUAAUACUUGCUGUUCUUUGCCAUUGCUGAAUUCUGCACAACAUUUACCCAACCUGGUGUUGGGAGAAUAAAGCUUUACCUACAACAAACAACAUUUUAUUAAAGAGGUUUUAAGCAAUGAUCCUCAGUCAGAAAAAGCACAUAAUGAUAAUAUGAACUUAUUUUAUUGAAAGUGUUUGGUUGGUAUAAUUUGGUCAUUGUGUUUGAACAAGAAAGUAUUGCUUGGAAUUUAAAAAAUGUUUCUUGAAAAAUUGUUUAUACAUAUAUAUCAUCUUAUUCUACCAUUAAAUAUGCAUAUUAUGAAGUUGGUUAAAUGACUUUUCUUUCUUAUGUGUCCCUCCUAAUCACAGGUCUUGGUAAACUAAGUGCAAGAAAACAGCUCUAAGGUGAUUUCAUAUCACCUACUAAUACACUCUUAGUCAUGCAGUUUUCAUGGGUGGGGAAGGUAGUUUUAUGCGCUAACACAAUUGUGAUGAAUUUGAGUCUAGUUUUGAUUAACAGUCAUAUACAUCUUUUGUUCUGGGUUCAUUAUGAUUGAAUGCAUGUAACUGUAGAAUGAAUUAUAGUGUGUCUUCGGUUUGUUCUGUUAUUGUUGUGCCCUUUCUUUCAAUGCUAUUCAUCUUGCUUUCAUUAUUGUUUAGAUUGUUCUCUUUAAUUGAUCAAAUGGUCCUGCAGGUGGCACUGUCAUCACGGUCACUUGUUAUUUUAAAGACCAACAAUAAAAGUGGGAAUUUG
Molecule: messenger RNA, 5967 nt
Organism: Cyclopterus lumpus (lumpfish)
Lineage: Eukaryota; Metazoa; Chordata; Actinopteri; Perciformes; Cyclopteridae
Gene: fam135a
Product: family with sequence similarity 135 member A
Exons: 21
Coding region: 351-4613 (1420 amino acids)
Source: RefSeq, a predicted model, not a curated record